This is a messenger RNA of Debaryomyces fabryi, 987 nucleotides long. RefSeq names its product mitochondrial 37S ribosomal protein uS5m. Bases 1 to 987 code for a protein of 328 amino acids. NCBI's taxonomy places the organism in Eukaryota, Fungi, Ascomycota, Pichiomycetes, Serinales, Debaryomycetaceae. The transcript has a single exon. The record is from RefSeq and is a predicted model, not a curated record. Gene Ontology annotation, biological process: translation. Gene Ontology annotation, cellular component: ribosome. Gene Ontology annotation, molecular function: structural constituent of ribosome; RNA binding.
AUGUUCAAGUGUACAUUUCGUUUACCUGGUCCCUCCAGUAUAAUAAGAGGGAGUAAGGCAUUUUCUACAUCCAAAAUUAUCAAUAGUAAGGUACCAAAAGUCGACAAGCAUAUUGAUUUUUUGUCCAAGUUCUAUACACCAGAAUUAUUACAAAGUAUCAAGAUUACUGAGUCAUUGGUGGAUCCAGAGACUGUAUUAGAGUUGAAAAAGCAAGGAGAAAAAACCAAAUCGAGGGUAGCCCCAUCAGAUGAAUCGUCAGACUACUCAACCACUGAUCCAAAAUGGACCGAGCCUAUCAUAUAUCCAAACCAACCCAAGAAUCACUCUCCUUAUCCACCUAUUCCCCAAAUCCAAGCAGCCGACAGAACUGAUUUAGCCUUGCGUUUCAAGCCGGAAGCUGGCCCUAAAAAAUUUUCGUCUGCAUUGAAGGGUAAAAGGGAAAUCGCCGAAGGUUUAGCUAAGUUGACAGGUUUAGAUCAACGUUAUAUAUCAAACCUUUAUGUGCGUCCGAUUGUUAUGAAGAGAGUUUCGUGUCAAACUUCGAAAGGUAAGAUUCCUAACUUCUAUGCCUUGACUGUCGUGGGUGACAAAAAUGGUAUGAUUGGUUUAGGUGAAGGUAAGUCAAGAGACGGUAUGAGAACUGCAUUGGUCAAGGCCCACUGGAACGCAGUAAAAAACUUGACUCCUAUUCCAAGAUAUGAAAAGAGAACCAUUGUAGGUGACAUUGAGUACAAAUUCCAUGCGGUCAAAUUAUUUAUUAAGUCGGCUCCAUCUGGGUUUGGUUUGAGAGUCAAUCCUAACAUCUUCGAAGUGUGCCAGGCUGCUGGUAUCAAAGACUUGAGAGGUAAGAUCUACAAGUCUAGAAACCCAAUGAACGUAACCAAAGGGUUCGUUGAAGCCUUAACCAAGCAAAGACCUUUAGAGGACCUUGCUGCUGGUAGAGGUAAGAGAUUAGUAGAUUUGAGAAAAGUAUAUUAUUCAGCUUAA